This is a messenger RNA of Micromonas commoda, 948 nucleotides long. RefSeq lists its product with no specific name. Gene Ontology annotation, biological process: carbohydrate metabolic process. Gene Ontology annotation, molecular function: carbohydrate binding; isomerase activity. The record is from RefSeq and is a predicted model, not a curated record. Bases 1 to 948 code for a protein of 315 amino acids. The transcript has 2 exons. Lineage: Eukaryota; Viridiplantae; Chlorophyta; Mamiellophyceae; Mamiellales; Mamiellaceae.
AUGCGCGUCGUCCCCCGCGCCUCCGCGCUGAACGAGCGCAUCAUUCAGGAUGCCAACGCGGCGUUCUCCAUCCCGGGCAGCGUCGUCUUCGAGGAGGGCAAAGGCGGCCUACCCGUGUGCAAGCUCACCCACAAGAACGGUGGCACCGCGGAGGUGUACCUCUUCGGCGCGUGCGUCACGUCGUGGUGCCAGCCGAGCGGCGACGAGGUUCUCUUCGUCCGCCCCGACGCCGUGUGGGACAAGUCCAAGCCCAUCUCCGGUGGAAUCCCAAUCUGCUUCCCCCGGUUUGGCCCGUCUCCCGAGAUGCAGCAGCACGGCUUUGCCAGGAAUGUGGACUGGGUCGUGUGCUCCUCUUCUGCGGACCCCAACCCGGAUGACCCGGAGCCGUCCGUCAUGUUCAAGCUCAAGGACAACGACUACACGCGGGAGAUGUGGGACGUUGGAUUCGAGGCGACGUACGAGGUGACAUUGCGCAGGGACAAGCUCAAGAUCGAGUUCUGCGUGCGCAAUCCCCCGGGUGCGGAGAAGCCCAUCGACUUCACCGCGGCGGUUCACACGUACAUCGAAGUCGUCGACGCGGCGUCGCCGGAGUGUUUGGUCAGGGGGCUCAAGGGCAAGAGGUACAUCGACAAGGCGAUCGACACCGACAACCUCGCGCCGGAGCCGUGUGCCGGAGACGUGACCUUUGGGACGGGACUGAUCGACCGGGUGUUCCAAGAGACGGAGCCCGAGGCGCUCCUCCACGUGGGCACGGGCGCGGCUGUCUCUGUGGAGAACACGCGCGGGUGGACGGACACGGUCGUGUGGAACCCUCACGAGACUUUGGACAAGGAGGGCACGUGGAAGAAGUUCGUGUGCGUGGAGAGCGCUGCGAUCUCGAGCAAGGUGACUCUGGAUCCUGAGAAGGUGUGGAGAGCCGAGACCAACCUAUGCGUGAUAGACCUGUAG